CCUGUGCCCGCCCUUCUACGCGGGGGGCGGUGGCUGCUAAUGUGCAUGCGCUGGGUUGCGCGCGGGAUACGGUUUGCUAACGGCUCUGCGGGCUGACGCGAAUCGGUGGCGGUGGGAACGUUGAGCAGGCGGCGGGGUGGUGAGUCUUCGGAUCAUGAAACGCCGCCGAGCAUCUUCUGGUAAAAGGGGAGUGACUGCUGAUGGGGGAACAGCAAAAAGACCCACUAAGUCACACAACCUGCAAGGACCUACCAGCCAGAAGGGAACAGGGGGCAAAGGGAAUAAACAUCAUCAGAAAAGAAAGCACGUCACUCAGGCAGUCAGAAGGAAAGAUGAGGAACAUGAGGAUUCUUCUUCCUCUCCAGGAGAAAAAGGUCAUUCAAAAAAGGUGAAGUUAUCCAGUGCUAAGCUAGGAUCAUGGCAACCGCUCUCAGAGAGCAGCAGGAAGUUUCUGGAAAGUGUGAUGGACUCAGGAAUACUAUCUAUUUUGUGCCAACAAAGUAAGGGAAAAGAAGAUGUUCAGAAACACCUCAAUUUGCUGAAAGAAAGGGUGCUGAGAGUCUUCAAGACCUUAAAGGUACCCUCAGGGAAGCUGAGCAACCUGAACAAUGUCCUGAGGUUUCAAGUGGCACAGAAACAAAUACUUGAGAUGAAUGAAACAGCUUUGGUACAAUUGCAGGAAGAAAUAAAUGAAGCUGAGAAAUCAGCAGAACACACAGAAGAAACUAUACUGAGACUGCAGCAUGACAUCCAGGUGCUCAAGAGCCAGUUAGAGGAAGAGGAAAGAAAGGCCAGGAAGCUGUUCCGGGAAGGUGACACUAAAGAACUUCACCUUCCAGAACUUCCCAAGUGCAGUUUACAGGCACCCACUUUGCAGGAAGAAAUUUUGAUGGUAGAAAAUCAGAAGGGUCUUUUAGAGGAUAUGAACACCAUUCAGCAGUCAGCUGAUAUGAAGAAUAUGUUGACCUUCAUGGAAAAGAUCUAUGAGAAGGUGGACUUUGUUUGAGAAACUUAAACAUUUGGAGUCUUCUCUGAAACAAGAUUUAUGCCAGUGUGCUCUGUGGUACAGUGGAACACUGGUCAUGGAAAUGGCACUUUGUUCUUAAUGGCUUUACUAUUGUGCUGCUGAAUAUAAUACAAGCUGUAGAUUUGUAUCUGCAUUUUAUUUUCUUGGACCUAUUAUGGCUUCUUCUAAUGUUGAAAUCUGUUGUCCCAGGAGAAGGGAGGGAGGAAGGUGGCACCUGUGUAUCCUUAAGUAAUUUCAUACAGUAAAGUUACCUGUUGUAUUUGGACUUUUUGUAUUUUAUCUGUAAAUUGUUGAAAGCAGUGCUUCUUAAACUAACACUUAUUUUGGGAUUAAGUCCAUCUUUGAACCUGAAAUGAAGUACAAAUAUGCUUAUCACAUAACUCAGUUGCAAGUCUCCUUAUCAACUUUUUAUUUAAAAGUAACUUAAAGAAGUCUCCAUAGCAGGAGAUUAAAAUUCCUGUUGAAUUGGUAAAAAUAUGAAUUUAUAUUUACAUUUUCAUAUUCAGCAAUUCUAAAAAUACACUUGUAUGUUGUUUAUGCUCAUGACUGGAGAAAGUGGGUAAGAAAACUAUAGAGCAAAUUUCUAAAUUGCAAGUUGUGCUCGCCUCAUUUCAUUCACUGCCAGUUAUUUUCCAGCUUUAUAGAAAGAAAAUGAAGUCAAACAUCCAUUUUUACAUGUCCUUUCAUCUCCUGUGUUUUUUUCAGGGUAGAGUUUCUAUCAUAAAUGGUUGAGUUAUUAAAUAGUGCUUUCUCUAGCCAAACUGCCAGCUGGAACAUAGUGCUCUUUACAUUGACUUACCGCACAGAUGCUUGUUCUGUUGCUUACAAGCUACUGAUAACCUUAAUAAAACGUGAGAUAAUCAUCUCAUAAUUUCUUCUCCUAUGUUUAGGAGAAGGAAAACCAGGUUAUAAAUGUUUCUAAAUAGUUUGGAUAACUCUGCUGAGGGUGUCACUUACUGACAUAAUUGUACAUGGUUUAUAAGAUGCUGCAAAUUUUAAUGAGGGAAGUCUUUCCUUCAUUUCCCUGAUGCAGGAGAGGGGUCUCACAAUAAUAAUAAAACUUGUAGAAGCUUUGCAGAUCUA
This is a messenger RNA of Meleagris gallopavo (turkey), 2110 nucleotides long. RefSeq names its product centromere protein Q (gene CENPQ). Lineage: Eukaryota; Metazoa; Chordata; Aves; Galliformes; Phasianidae. Gene Ontology annotation, cellular component: nucleus. The record is from RefSeq and is a predicted model, not a curated record.